Molecule: messenger RNA, 1557 nt
Organism: Aphanomyces astaci
Lineage: Eukaryota; Oomycota; Saprolegniomycetes; Saprolegniales; Verrucalvaceae
Exons: 11
Coding region: 25-1551 (508 amino acids)
Biological process (GO): GPI anchor biosynthetic process; protein localization to plasma membrane
Cellular component (GO): membrane; endoplasmic reticulum
Molecular function (GO): glucosaminyl-phosphatidylinositol O-acyltransferase activity
Source: RefSeq, a predicted model, not a curated record
UGAGGCUUGAACGCCACAAGCAACAUGUCAGUGGACGAAGAGGCGUACAAGAAGGCAAAGGAGCUCUUUGUGUCUGGGCACAAUGGAACCAGUGUGGGCGAAGUUGCCUUGGUGCUGUCUGUCCUGUCAACGAGUCUGUGGUUUUACAGCGAGCUCAUGGUCGUCGUCGAAAAACUGGGGCUGCUGGGAAAGAGCAAGCUUCAGCGCACGCUAUCGUUGCUCGUGAUCGAGUUUGUGCUGCUUGUGCUGCCGAUUUUGAUCUCGUUCACGUUCACCGAGUUCACGCUCCCCAUCACCCUUGUGUUUGCCGUCGGAGCGAUUGCCCUUGGCACCCUUUCGUGGCGCCAUGCCAGCGAGUCGGACAAGAAGCUGGCGCGCAAGGACAAACUGACGUUCCUUAUGUCGACCGAAAAGCCAGCAGUGACGUGCUUUCGAGCGCAAAUGAUGAUUUGCACCUGUGUGGCGAUCUUGGCCGUGGACUUCACCAUCUUUCCCCGCCGAUUUGCCAAAACCGAGACCUUUGGCGUGAGCUUGAUGGACAGCGGCGUUGGUCUGUUCAUCAUGUCGUCGGCACUGACGUCGGCGUAUGCCCGAGGCGCGGUGGCCAAGCGGGCGUCGUCUUCAUUUUCCCUUCGAGCGAUUUGGCUGUUCCUACGACCCAUGCUGCCGGUGCUCGUGCUGGGAGUGAUUCGAUAUGUAUCGGUCAAGAAAGUCAACUACCAAGAACAUGUGACAGAGUACGGCGUGCACUGGAACUUUUACUUUACGCUGGCGAGUUUGUACUUAACGUUUUCCUUGCUGGCGUUGUUUGGCUCGAUCGCGACGUCAGUCCCCGUAGCCCUGCUUCUUCUUGCAGGGUACCAAGUUGGCUUGACAUCGUACGGCAUCGCAGACUUUAUCUUUCACGCCCCACGCGUCGAUUUGUUUAGUCAAAAUCGCGAAGGCAUUUUCAGUUUGUGUGGUAGUCCAUUCAUAUCCUCAACUACUCGUUUUCGGCUAACGAUAAUAAUGCCAAGGGUACUUGCCGUUGUAUUUGCUGUCGGUGGCCAUCGGCCAAGUGAUUUUUUCCACCUCCAACUCGACGACCUCCCGGCACUUAGUCCGUGGAGACCGCUGGGUCGUUGCGACGCUGUUUAUGAUUGGAAUGACUGCGUGGGGGGUGACGAGCUUAGCGACCAAGCACCUGACCCAACCGUCUCGCCGUCUAAUCAACGUACCCUACGUUGGAUGGAUCGUGUGGCAAGGCGUCCUCGUGCUCACCACGCACUCUGCGUACCUCCAUCUCUGCAUGUCGCCGCGGGUGCCGUUGAUUUUCACAGGCAUUUCGCGCAACCAGUUGUUUGUGUUUUUGAUUGCCAAUUUGAUCACGGGCGCCGUCAACCUGUCCAUGCAAACGCUGUACGCGCCGCCGGUCGUGGGAUUCGGCAUCAUGCUGUUGUACCUGUUUGCCGUGAGCGUCCUCGCAGUGGGCCUCGAAUGGUUUCACAUCAAAGUCAAAUUGUAGUAGUUGCAAUAAUAUGGAGUGAAGAAUCAAGGCUGAGCUUGUACUGACUGCUA